Molecule: messenger RNA, 2199 nt
Organism: Pichia kudriavzevii
Lineage: Eukaryota; Fungi; Ascomycota; Pichiomycetes; Pichiales; Pichiaceae
Exons: 1
Coding region: 1-2199 (732 amino acids)
Cellular component (GO): nucleus
Molecular function (GO): nucleic acid binding; exonuclease activity
Source: RefSeq, a predicted model, not a curated record
AUGAGUCAGUCGCAAGUACUAAAAGAAGUUGAAGAUGACAAUGCCAUGCACCAUCGUGUCGCUAGGUUGAGUAUCACCGUUGACGACGACUCCUACAAGGAACACCAGAAGUUUCUAACAUCUCUGAAAUCUCAAUCGGAAAACCAGGAAUCUUCAGCAUUUUCAGGAGAUGAGGAAACACCUUACAAUGUACCAGUGGCCACUACUAAUGAGAGAUUCCCCAAAUCUUCCAAGAAGAGGAAAAACGAAAAGAGGAAACAACGUAAGCUACAAAAGAAGCUUGAAAGACAACAACAGAUUGAAAAUGGUACGGCGUUACUGAGGGAAAUGAUUGAUAACUCAAAUCAGAAUACUUCUGCCAUUGAUGAUGAUGAUGAUGAUGGAGGAGAUGGAAAUGGAAAUGAUAAUGGAAAUAGAGACAACAUCCCGCUUCAUUUGUUGGCGAAAGAGAGAGGUUCCAAAAGAAGACGGUCUUCUGCUGCUCUGAAUGUUGGAAUGAUUGUUAGGAAGAAAAAGUUCUUAAAUGACAAGCCCAAGCUAACAGUUUUGGGCGAUAGAAAUAAAAAGGCCUCUAUUUCUUCAAUAAGGGAUCUCCUGUUGUAUUCGUUGACAGACAUGGAUUUGGUCCCAAGAUGGUGCAACUUGACUAAUAGGAGAUCUGUUGACAAGUUUGUCAUUGUUUUCCUGCGUGGAUUGACCAACAAAGAGUUUGGCAUGCCGGAUUUGAAGAAAGAGGUUGAUCCUCUACUAAUAUCAAAAUAUAAUUUAAAUGGGAACUUGGAUAGCUUUGGUAAACAUUUCAAGGAGGUUAUACCAAUGAUUGCACCAGGUUCGAAAAAAUGUAUCUAUUCAACUUAUUCUUCGCUAGUCUCUUAUACUCUCUCAAAUAAACAAAAGGCUGCAAUUCAAAAAGAAAAUGAAAACAGGAAAAUUGUAUUGCCUGAUUUAUACUUAACGUUGGAAGAGCUGUUGUUCAAUAAUUAUCCCAUCCAUAAAGAUGUUCCGGGUGCAACUACAGAAAUGAUCGAUAAAACCAGUGAUUAUAAAAGUACAGUCAAUUUCCACCAUGAUGGCUCAAGAACAUUUGCACUAGAUUGUGAAAUGUGCCUGUCUGUGAAUGGUAGAGUUCUAACCAGAGUUUCACUAUGUGAUUUCGAUAAUAAUGUCAUUGUCGAUAAAUUAAUUAAACCUGAUGAGCCUAUUAUUGACUAUUUAACUCAAUAUUCCGGUAUAACCGAAGAAAUGUUAGAAGGGGUGGAAACAACAGUCGAAGACAUACAGGAAGAGCUUCUGUCUAUUAUCUCAAGCAACGAUACACUUAUUGGGCAUUCACUUGAGUCAGAUUUAUCGGUUUUGAAAAUUAAGCAUCCCUUUAUCGUCGAUACCUCAGUUUGUUAUGACCAUCCAAGAGGCCCACCUUCCAAAGCUUCAUUAAAGAUGUUAAUGUCGACCCACUUAGACACGGCAAUCCAGAAGAGUUUCUCUGGCCAUGAUUCGGUGGAAGACUGUAUCAGUUGUAUGGAGCUAGUCAAACUUAAGAUCGCCAAGGGUUAUUUGUAUGGUAAAUCGUAUAAUAUGGAGUCCCUAUUCAAAAGAAUUGCACAAAACAACAAGCUUGUCAAGACCGCAGAGGGGGAAAAAAUCCCGAAAAAGUCAUUAGUUGUGGGUUAUUCACCAGUCAAAAACUUUGGACAUCACGAAACCCAAGUUCAAUGCAAUUCGGAUGAUGAAAUCGUGGAUAAGUUUGUCGAGUUACAACCAGACAAUGACCUGAUCAUCCUUAAAAUGAGAGAACUGGAAUGGUUCAAAAAUUUUUCCCAGAAUAAUAUAGUGGAAGGUUUGAAGUUACCCGAUGAUGUGAACGAAAUGUACCGAAAAGUGAAUGAUAGAAUGGAGAAAAUAUACGACAAUUUGGCACCAAAUUCCAUACUUGUGGUUUGUUCGGAGAAUGGUGAUACGAGGGAGAUGUUGAGGUUGCAGAGUCAAACCAAAGUUAUCAAAUUCAAGGUUGAGAAAGAUACCGAGGAAAAACCAGUACAUGUAAAAGAUGAAAAGUUUACUGAAGAUACUUGGGAACAGCUGGGGAAAGCAUUAGAUGAAGCACGAGAUACGCUCUUUUUGUGUACAUUGAAACCAUCAGAUUUCAAACCCAGUGCAAGUACCGAACCUGAGUCACUUUCAACUAUUAUCGGAAAUUAG